This is a messenger RNA of Penicillium malachiteum, 453 nucleotides long. RefSeq lists its product as uncharacterized. Lineage: Eukaryota; Fungi; Ascomycota; Eurotiomycetes; Eurotiales; Aspergillaceae. The transcript has a single exon. The record is from RefSeq and is a predicted model, not a curated record. The coding region runs from base 1 to 453 and encodes 150 amino acids.
AUGUCUCUCUGGUACUGCUGCGGAUGUAGCUUCGGCCCUCACGACUCAGCCCUUUACGUCGCCUGUAUUAGCUGCAGCGCACGACGCUGCUCAAUGUGCUACGAAGAGAAGGCCAACUACGCUGUCGAGGCUCAUUCCCACUCUGAUUCCUCCAGCUGCGGCCCUUCACCUUACCCAUCCGUGGUCGACUUCAACACAUCUCGCAGGAUGUCUCUCGACACGAAACCGAUGCUACCCACCCCUCCAAGCCUACCUCAGGUACAGUCCUUGAGGUCUAGCCUUCCUGCAUCUGAGCCGAGACUCUCGCUUGGUGAUUUCCAGGUGAAAACCUAUGAAACAACAUACAUGUACAUUUGCUGCGUGUGCAACGAUGGCCCAAAGGUCUACAACAUCCAACCAAAAUGCGUCAACUGCAACCACACAGCUUGCGGAAGCUGCACUCAAGUCAAGUAA